Kwoniella botswanensis is the source of this 1785-nucleotide messenger RNA. RefSeq lists its product as uncharacterized. The transcript is spliced from 6 exons. The record is from RefSeq and is a predicted model, not a curated record. Gene Ontology annotation, molecular function: protein binding. Lineage: Eukaryota; Fungi; Basidiomycota; Tremellomycetes; Tremellales; Cryptococcaceae. The coding region runs from base 1 to 1785 and encodes 594 amino acids.
AUGUCCAACACCGCGACCCUUCCCCCUUCCGACCCAAUACAAGCUCUAGGACCCUCUCUCUUUCUCCAAGUCCUAUCGCAUCUCCCCCUCGGAUCUCUCACGAGCUGUUUGAAAGUAAACAAAACAUGGAACGACCUCAUUGCCUCCUCACCUACUACCCUAUAUAGACCUUUAGCCUAUACGGUGGGGAUCGAGCCUCCUAUACUUGAUGAGCUGUUUAUCAAAGACAAGGACACCGCUCAAUCGUCGACUUGGUCAAACCCAGCUUCCUCCAGGUCAGAUAGUGGAGGCCAUGAAGGAGGGGUAAAUUGGAAAAAUGUGAUAAAAGAUUAUGUAUAUUUACAAGGUAAUUGGAAAAAUGGAAGAGCGAGAUCAAAGUGGAUAUGUCCAGGUAGGAACACUGUAUGGAGGAUCAAAGUGGAUCAUGAAGAGGGUACGAUCAUAACGACAAGUAGGAUAGAUGGUAUACUAGUCUCGGAUCUGCAAACUUCGGAACCUAUAUUCGAGUAUGAGGAGAUUGGUUCAUAUGCUCAUUUGGAGUUUGUCAAGGGCUAUGCAAUCUUCAACUCUAAUGAUGAUCGAUCGUUCGAGAUUCACCUUACUCCCACUGCCUUGUCGAAACUCCCUUCCGAGCGUCGUAGGAAUCUAACACCCAGUAAUCGCUCAAUCACACAUAACAAAGGAUACUCAUUCACCUUGGAAGAUCAUUAUCAACCGUCUCCACCGUCUAACGGCUCUCACGAAUUGGCAAUACCACCAAGAGGUCAUCUAACAUAUUAUAAAUCGCUUACACCUCGUACGGAUUGUUUUGCAUUUCGAGCGAGGAUAGAUAAACAAUAUACACCCGAGGAGAGGCCGGUCUUUGGCACGAGCAGCGAUGAAGAGGGCUAUAUAUACGAUUUACAAUCUGAAAGCAAUUCUGAGAUGGAGAGGUUUGUAUUUGAUCAGGAAGAUAGGGGUAGACCUAACUAUAUCGAAUUUGACGAUUCAUAUUUAUUCAUCUGUCAUUCAACCUCUGUCAACGUCUAUUCACGAACCACCAAAAGAAAAUUGAUCACUUUCCCACCACCUGUAACUGCUCCUUUCGACGCUGCUUCAGCUAUAUAUACAUGCUAUGACCCGUCCCGAUCGACUAAAAAGAUCAAACCAAAUAAAGAAGGUGAGGUAUUAGUCGGAGAAGUGAAUGUGCAGGGUAAAUGGAUUGAUGAUAAUGGAUUUGAUGGAGUUAUGAUGGCUUCUGGACAAGGGAGAAUUGCAGGAAGGGAAUUUGCUGCUGUCCAUUAUACCUCUAAAGACCUGUUUGCUAUCACCAAAUCGGGAACGAUCUAUGCUCUUCGGAAUUAUCAGGAUGUCCUAUCUAUACCUAAUCCAGAGGCUAGGGAUAGAGCGGUAAAUGCGAAUCUUCUGGCAAUAGUAAUAAGGGAGAGUUUGAGACAGUUAUCUACUUAUGGUGAACAUGUGGUCAUCACCAGUGCAACAAGCGUCUUUCUCCUUUACACAUCUUCCCUCCCUCUUCCGCCAUACAACACGAGCUCCUCCGACCUAUCCAGACCGACUAUCAAAUUGCUUAAUUUGAUGAAUGUCCAUCACAAAGGUAUGGGACAAUGUUCCUGCCUACAGAUGGACCGAGAGAAGAUAUAUGCGGUUUAUUGGGCUUUGGGAGAAAGCGAGGCGGGAGGAUCGGUCAAUUACGAAGGGGAAAGGAUCUUGCCACCUCAGGAAGCUAUAGGGGAUUUUGGAUUAUGUGUGAAAGUAUGGGAUUUCGGAUUGGAAUCGUCGUCGUGA